GAGAAGGCCCGUUCCCUGCUGUGUUGGAUCUGUGCACCUUCAUGUCCGAGAAACGAGCCUCCCUGUUGGCCAGCAAAGGCUUUGUGGUCUUAGCAGUUCCUGUUUUCUUUGAGAAGCCUGACGUCUCAGGAAAGAUGCACCUGGACCACUUUGAAGAGGCAGUGACAUUUCUAAAGCAAGUGCCUCAGGUGGGCAGCAGAGGAGUUGGUGUGAUAUCUCGGUCAAAGGGGGGAGACAUUGCCCUCUCCCUGGCUGCUUUUGUUCCAGGUAUUGAGGCUGUGGUUUGGAUCAACGGCUGCAACGCUAACGUGGGCAUUCCCCUGUUCUACAAGAAACAACCCAUUUUGUCCCCGAUAAUGUUUGACUUCAGUAAGGUGAUUCCCACUGAUUCUGGGGCUAAUAUAAUCAAGUACGCUGUAGAAAAUCCUCUGGAUGAGAAGAACAAGGGCAGCCUGGUUCCUAUAGAGCGUGCAGCGGGACGUUUCCUCUUUGUUGCCUCAGAAGACGACCUGAACUGGGACAGCACGGCCUAUGUGGAGGCGAUGGUGGAACGGCUGAAGCGUCAUGGGAGGAGUAACUUUGAGACUGUAUUUUACCCCGCUGCUGGACACUUGCUGGAACCACCUUAUGGUCCAUUUUGCCCCUCUGCCCUCCACGGGAUGCUGAACUUCCCUGUCAUGUGGGGGGGUGAGCCGAGGACCCAUGCUGAAGUGGAAGUGAAGUUAUGGAAAAAGAUUCAAGAGUUCCUAAAAACUCACUUAAAGUGUGAUGAUGCUCACAGUAAACCCAGAUUAUAAUUAUUAAAAAGAUAAAGAGAAAACACAAUAAUUUUACUUUUACGUUUUUGUCACAUUUUAGUCCUACUCAUCUCAAAUCUGCAGGAACAUGUAUGUUCCUUUAGCAAUCAAAGCUGUCAAAUCAGAUGAAUUGAGAUGUUAAGAUUGAAUUUCCUUUGGGUUCUGAUUCAAAUGUUUGUCUAAUAUGUAAAUUAACUGAUUUUGUUGAUCUGAAACAACUGUUGUCAUUAAUAAAUAAUAAGUUAGAAAA
Oryzias melastigma (Indian medaka) is the source of this 1047-nucleotide messenger RNA. Its product is annotated as acyl-coenzyme A thioesterase 1. The record is from RefSeq and is a predicted model, not a curated record. NCBI's taxonomy places the organism in Eukaryota, Metazoa, Chordata, Actinopteri, Beloniformes, Adrianichthyidae. Gene Ontology annotation, biological process: fatty acid metabolic process; acyl-CoA metabolic process. Gene Ontology annotation, molecular function: fatty acyl-CoA hydrolase activity.